This is a messenger RNA of Bursaphelenchus okinawaensis, 2029 nucleotides long. The record is from the annotation of a GenBank genome assembly. Lineage: Eukaryota; Metazoa; Nematoda; Chromadorea; Rhabditida; Aphelenchoididae.
AUGGCUGUAAGUUAUAGUAUCUUUGGUUUUUUGUUGGUUUUUAGAUGUGAGAAAGUUUUAUCGGAAGUAGGAUUGAAGGUUGAUUUUCUUUUACUGUGGGAUUCGUGUAAAAUUGAGGGAUAAUUUAUUUUUUUUUGGGUUUUACAUUGAAAAAAAUUGUAUUUUUGGGAUGUAGGUAUAGAGGGUAGAUAAUGGAACAUAACGAAAUAACUUUGUAAAGUCAAUGCCACUUUUUGUUUUUAAAAAUACCACAAAACCAUACUCCUUCUUUUAAAACAAGCUUUACAUGUUUUCUUUCAUUUUAAAAGUAUUUAUGAGCCGUUUCAAGACAUUAACUUCAAGUAUAAUAUCUUUAGACUGUCUACGGAAACGCUGAAAAUUUCCGUGUCCAAAAGGUGUUGGUUGCCGCUAAGGUAGCUGGAAAGAACGUUCAAGUCAAGGAUUCGUUGCCACACGACAAAUUCCCACUUGGAUUGACACCAGCUUUCGAGGAAGGCCAAACCCAACUCUUCGGAUCUGAUGCCAUCGUCGGACAUUUGGCUGCCGGCAACAAGGAAUACCUUCCUCAAGUGAGUUUUGGUUUUCUGUUUGUUUAGCAGACAUGACUUGCUUUUUGACAAGUGUUUUAAAGUUUAAAGGGAUUUUUAUUUGAGAAAAUGAAGUAAUUGAUAUCUUAUACUAGAUGUUUUGGUGGUUAAGGUCAGUUUUUGUUAAAUAUCUUUGGGUAAACUGGUUGAAUGGUUUUGAAACUUUAGGAGAUUAUAGUUAAAAGUCUGUCACAGCUUUAUUGAAGGUAUCUUUCUGUAAACUAGCAGGGAAUAGUUCUAAAGAGCAGUUAUCUUAUACUAGAGGCUCUAAAACUGUCUUUUCUAGGACCCAGCCCUGAACCAAUGGCUUCAAUGGGCCGACUCUGAGCUGCUCCCAAAUGUGUUAGCCUACGUUCUCCCAUCAGUCUCAGUCGCUCAUCUUGACCAUGAUGCCGUUGAGCACGCCAAGAAGGAGCUUUUGGCUCAACUCACUGCUUUCGACAAGGUUUUGGUCAGCAAAACCUUCUUGGUCGGCGAACGUCUGUCAGCUGCUGAUGUUUCGGUCGCUUUGAACUUGCUCCCAGCCUACCAACACGUUCUGGAUGAGAAGACAAGAAAAACUUUGGUUAACGUUACUCGUUACUUUUUGACUGUCGUUCACCAAAAGGCCGUUAAGGAAGUGGUUGGUGAGGUUGCCUUGGCCAACGAAGUUGCUCAGUUCAACCAAGAUCAGUUCAACAAGCACAAGCCAGCUCACAAGAAGGAAGGUAAGGGUGCUCAAGAUAAUUUUUUAUCGCCUUUUUUGGUUUUUAAUAUAGUGCUAGACUAAAUUAGGAGUUUUUGUUUAUUUUUAGGCUAAAAUAAAAUCACUUUAUAUGCGUGACUUGUUAUAAUGCCUUUAUAUGUCUAUAAACUUUGUUUCAGAGAAGAAGGACAACAAGAAGCAAGAAAAGAAGAAGGAAGACAAGCCAAAGCCAGCCGCUGCUGAGCCAGAAGAAGAACCAGCCGCCGCUGCCGAAAAGUUCGUAGACCCAUUCCUCAAGUUCCCAGCCGGCACCUUCAACAUGGACAACUUCAAGCGUGUCUACUCUAACGAAGAACCCGACAAGUCCAUCCCAUGGUUCUGGGAGAACUUUGACGCCGAGAACUACUCCAUCUGGUACGGCGAGUACAAGUACCCCGAGGACCUGACCCUGACCUUCAUGAGCUGCAACCUCAUCGGUGGCAUGUUCCAGCGUUUGGAGAAGCUCCGCAAAUACGGAUUCGCCUCGGUUUGUCUGUUCGGAACCGACAACAACUCCACCAUCUCCGGAAUCUGGAUCUGGCGUGGUCAUGAGCUCGCGUUCGAACUGUCACCCGACUGGCAGGUAGACUACGAAUCCUACGCCUGGAAGAAGUUGGACGCCAGCGACGAGAAGACCAAGAAGACCGUCAACGAGUACUUGGCCUGGGAAGGCGACUUUGACGGCAAGAAGUUCAACCAGGGCAAGAUCUUCAAGUAA